AUGGUAGCGGAAGGAAUGCAUUACUUCAUCGACAGCAUGCGGCUGCUAGGUGGAGGGUUGGGAGCUCUCCUCUUAGGACAGUUCUGUCAAGGCCAAGUGCUUCCGGUGGUCACGAAGACCGUAUAUAGAUCAUGCGCGACGACCACAACAUUCACUUUCCCCUCGCUCGGAUGGGUUUCCAGUGGUAGCUCCUCAUUACCUUACACUUUCACACCAUCGCCACUUUCCAGUCGAGGAGAUGUCACACUAUCGCCGGGGAUAUCAUCGCCGGGGGUGCCAUCGCCGGCGACAUCUCAAGGCGCUUCGCCAAUCUUUGACUCCACCAGCGAGCUGUCAACAGGUUACCCAACUGGGCCGUCGAUCUCUGACGGCCCCACGCUUUCAGCACCAUCUUCAGCUGAGACGCUACCCUCAGCAACGCAGUCGACCGAAGUGGCCUGCGCGUCAGCAUCGGUGCGCCCAAUAUCUUGCCCAGCAUCCAACGGUACCCUGUACUUCCCUCCUGGAUCAUGCGCCGGUAUUAGCGGCAACGACAAUUCCUAUCUGAUAUUCUGUGGUCGCAACUACGAAGGGACAGCCUCACCUACUCUAAGUGAUAUCCCAUCCGAGGAGGCAUGCAUUGCUGCGUGCACCGCAGACGCAGAAUGUGUCGGUGUCGGAUACAACAUUUUGUCGCAAAUGUGCGUCAAAAGCAGCGAUAUCAGGUUGGACAGCAUCUCAAGCGUCCCUGGAAUCAUAUUUGCAGUUCAAAGACGAUACUAUGUAUCAAUGGAACUUGAACAGCCCGCAGAAACCGUCCCGCCAGUUGUCAUUAGCACAAGCUUGAUAUCAACAUCGAUGGACGCCACAGUAUCACAAGGCGGCACAUUGCCAACGGCCGCUCCGAUUGGUAGUAGUAAUGCCCAGCAGAACCCGUCAAUAACGACCUCGUCUGAGCCAACCGAAUCUCCAAUUCCUACUGCUCCGACAGCACCUGGAACUUACGUCUACGGUGGCACUGCUGUCCGAGCAGUGAUCGGAGGCACGACACAAACAUUCACAUCGGGUGGGCAGCUCUCAACUGCAGUAACAGGGGGUUUGACCACAACUUAUACCAGUGGUGGAGUCACAACCACCAUCCCUGGACCAGUCCCAGAAGCAACAUCAAAUUCGGUUGAAGACGCCGUCAUUGGUGCAUGUCCGGCGUACGAUAGCAGAUCUUAUGAAGGCCCAGAGAGCGACGGCACGACAUACCUCGUAGCUUGCGGCGAGAUCUACAAUGGAACAAUCUCUGGCCGCGAGUCUCUGCUCAAACGUGCUGUCGGAGUAGAGUGCAUCUCCCGAUGUGAAGCAAUGGAGGAUUGUGCUGCUCUAUCUUACACCUCGGGCGAAUGCAUAUUCUUCUCCGAAGUCAACGGGCAAACUGACUCUGACGAUCCUACCUUCUCUGCUGUCAGACUCGAUUCAAACGAGGACGUUGGUGAAGAAGUGGACAGUUCGAGUUCUGCAAGUCAGUCUGUUACGAUCACGACUUUGGUUUCGACGAGUACCUCUCUGUUGGAAGUUCCUGCGACGACUACUACUAGUACUAUACUAGAAUCUUCAUUCACAGUCACUCUUACUACUACGGCGCGUGGAGAGACGACUACGAUUCUCUCGGUUUCUACUCGGGAUGCAAGUACUGCGGUUAUUGUCUUGCCGGCUUCGACAACUACUGUCCUGUUAACUACUUCAGUACCUGUUACUGUUACUGCGACACCCCUGGCUUCUAACGUUGUGUCAACGGUGACGGAAACCCCGCCGACUUUGACAGAACAGAUUACGAUCACGACGACAGUCACAUCUCUGAUUCCUGGUAGUACUGUCGUCUCCACUAAUCUCAUAACGACUACGAUUGGAAACGGAGUUGUUUCCACCUCGACUGAGCGCAUCACAUCUACGCUUCCCGCUUCGACGUUGACUAUUGUUCAAGUCGAAACAACCACGGCUCCAAACUCUAUCAUAGUGAGCACUUUGAUCAGCGUACCGCCGCCAUUUACACAGACACAACGAAUCACAGUCACUGGGAGCACCUACAACGUCACUCAAACAGUCACYUCGUUGAUCCCAGGAAGUACUGUGAUCUCAACAAGUCUUCUUACAACUACUAUUGGCGACGGCAUUGUUGUCACGUCGACUCAGCAAGUGACUUCCACUUUACCGGCCUCGACGGUGACUUCUCUACAAAUACAAACCACCACAGCGCCAGGCUCUAUCAUCGUAAGCACGUAUGUGCCUACGCCCGUGGUAUCUACGCAGUUCGAAACGCGCACAAUCAUUUCGACUAGACCAGCGCAAGUCGUCACAUCUUACCUACCUGGUAGCAUAGUCGUAUCGACUCAAACGACAACUUUGCCUGCGAGCACUCGAACAAUAUCGUACGAGACAACGAUACGAGAGACUGGCACCGCCCUCGUGACAACUACUGAGGCCGGUCGAACUGUCGUCCAGACCAUUACAAGCGCACUACCAGCUUCAACAUCAACUGUCAUCAGUGUGAGCACGGUUUCGGGCUCUACGAUCACCAAUUUUGUCACACGGACUGAGGCAGUGGUUACUGUUGUCAGUACUAAGCAAGCAGCAACAAUCAUAUCGACCAUCGUCUCCACUGCAGCAGCAUCGACCAUUCUCCAGCCUACCACCGUAAUCUCCACUCGUGAUGUGGUGAUGACCGCUGCUGGAUCCACAGUUAUCAUCGUUUCAACAACAACGAGCGUGAUUCCUGCAUCAACUCUCACACAGACGAUAAGAACGACACUCGCAGCAGAGACUGUCGUAAUGACCAAUUCUGUGCCUGGUCAGACGACUACAUUAGCCUUUACUACCACUCGUGCUGGGUCGACUAUUACAACCACAUCGCUAUCGAUCCAACCAGCGUCGACUGCGACAUUCACUACGAGCGUAGUAUCAUACAUCAGUUACGGCCGGGUGGCUUGUCCCGCAGACAAUGGUCAGAUGUAUACAGGUGCCGAUGGCAGUCUAUAUAUGAUCCUCUGUGGGGCUGACUACUCAGGAACCAGCGGUGACGGCAGCAGUGCUAACAUCUACGGUAUCAACCCCGUUGCUGCACGCGACCUGGGUGCAUGCGUCAAUGCUUGCACAUCCCAAGGUACAGCUUGUGUGGGCGUCAGCUGGCAAUCUUCCACCAGACGAUGCGAUCUGAAGAGGACCAUGUUCCCUACAGACGAAACUCUGACUACUGGAGGCUUCGACAGUGUUGUCCGUGUCUUUGCGGGAACAGAACCUUCCGCUGUAAUCGGCACAUCGCAACUUUCCAAUGGUGAUUUCAGUACAGGAGCUUUGUCGCCCUGGACCGUUGCAUUCCAGGAGGGUGCUUCAGUAGCGGCAUCUAACAAUUCCGCCGCCAUCUCCUUCACAGGCGAUUCGGGCUAUCUGAAUCUGCGGCAGACACUACAGUCCCCAGUCAGUGCAUCAGCUGGCAACGCCUACUACAUGACAUUCAGCAUCGGCACCUCAGGACUCACCCAAGACGGCGCUCUCGCUGUCGUAAAUCUAGGCUCAUAUGGACUCGGACUCCUCAACUACCCAGUAAACCAGCCGCAAACCAAAGUGCAUCUCAGCGGUCGCCUCGAUUCAGUCGACAUCACAACUCUCACCUUAAUCGCACAAUCUCAAUCCUCAGCCGCAGGCGGUAUACUCACCAUCGACGACAUCUCACUCAUCACAUACCCACAAAAACCCGGUAUAAAUCCAAUCCCAAUCCCCCCCGUCGUCGCAAACGCCACCUACACAUUCAACGACAUCACCAUCACGGAAUACAUCAUACCACAAUUAGAGUUCCGUCAGACGUUCACCUUGAACGCUAAUGCUCGGAUUACUCUGGCGGAUAGCAGUACCACCUGCUGGCUUGCGAUGAGUUUCUAUCCCUUUCAGCAGAGAGUUGUAUAUCAGACUUUUGUGACGAAUGGGACGGUGGCUAUUAGUGCAAGUGGAUAUUUAUUCGCUGUGACUACGAGUUUUGAUGUCGAGUUUCUUUGUCGGGGAGUUUCUGGCAGCGCGUUGACGAUUUCGUCGUUUUUCUUGAGGGCGUUUUGA
Messenger RNA from Ramularia collo-cygni, 4074 nucleotides. RefSeq lists its product as uncharacterized. Lineage: Eukaryota; Fungi; Ascomycota; Dothideomycetes; Mycosphaerellales; Mycosphaerellaceae. The record is from RefSeq and is a predicted model, not a curated record. The coding region runs from base 1 to 4074 and encodes 1357 amino acids. The transcript has 9 exons.